GGGACCGAAGCAGGGACCGGGGUCCUUUACCUCCGAGGUAGAGGGUUCCUACGUGCUGCCCUCACCAUGCUGCCGUCGCGAAUCCACCCUGGGCGGUUUCUGUCCGCCGCCCCGCUCCGCCGCCCCACGCGUGGAGCCGCUGCUGCAGCCGGGGAGCCCGCACGGGGCCCGGGCACCGCCCGCGCUGAGCAGGCUCACAAAGUGGUUGCAAGCUACAAACCUUCAAAGUUUGACAAAAAAAUUCUCCUCUGGACUGGACGUUUCAAGACAGAAGAAGAGAUUCCUCUAAGGAUCCCGCCAGAGAUGCUAGACAGGGCAAGAAACAAAGCUCGAGUUAAAGCUUGUUACAUCAUGAUUGGACUCUCAAUCGUUGCCUGUUUUGCAGUGAUUGCCUCAGCUAAGAAGGCUGCUGCUCGGCAUGAGUCCUUAACAAGCUGGAACAUGGCAAAGAAAGCCAAGUGGCGGAAAGAGGCGGCGAUAGCAGCGGAGUCGAAGGCAAAGUAACUGCAUGAGAUGCCAAACAUCUCCGUAGGAGCAAAUAUUAACUUGCUGCGAGGGCUUAGUGAGCUUAUUCACCAAUAAAUAGAACAACUGUAGUAUUGCACAUGCUGAAGCCAAUAAAGGUAGGCACAGGAUCACAAAAAGAAAGUGAGGGUCUCUAUUAUUAGAGAGACACUCAAGGUACUCGUUGCUAAUUAUUAAUGUUUUGCACCUAAUUAAAAGCAGUAAUUAACAUCAAAGGAGAUGAGGUACUUUCCUCAAAACGUCAGCUAUGGGGGGAGCCAAGUUUCCACUAUUUGUCUUUAAAACUUUCUUCCAGGCGUAUCUUGAGCUGUUACACAGAGCCGUAUGGAAAAGGUAGCUGUAUUUUUCAAUGAGAGCUUAAAUGCAGGGAAGACAAAGCAGCAAUGAAGGUGUGAAAGCUGCACAAAUAACUAGACUUAUCCAAUUAAUUUUUGCAGUUCUAAAUAAGGAACAGUAAUCAGUCAAAAUAUUACAGAUCUAUGAGAAGAGCUUUGGAGAAGUGAGGAAAGGGGAAAUGGCCUGAUAAUCUCAGAUUCUCAAGUCCUUACAAAUUUCAUAGGAAUACCCAAAGAAAUGGUCAGUUCUUCAUGCAAGAUUGAGAUUAUCACACAAGCGUAUGUUUGGCAAGAUAUUGACAAAACACAUAAAUUCAGAAAGUUUUCUGUCUGGUGACAGUUCCUAGUUUUACAAUGCACAAAUCAGCCAGCUUGAAUUCAUCUGCCUUAACACUAUAUUCAAAAUGGCAUUAGUGUUUUCUUGUUUAAGAAGCCACACUUACUGAAACACUAAAAAAAAUACAAUUAGCCUCUGUAAAAUAACUUUUAUUGGUUUCUGCAUGGUAUUCCAAGAUUUAACAUUCCAUAAUAUUGCAUACUACUCAUAUGUGUUCUGUUACAGUAACAGGCCUUUAGCCUGAAUUUAAAGAUGCACUAUUACUAUCUGGAGUUAGUGUAGAUAUUUUAGUUUCCACACAUUAUAUAAAGAUUUUGUGCCAUGAAUAACUGAAAUUUCUCAUUCCAGAUUUCAGUGAACUUUUGAGGUCACAGUUGAACUUCACAUAUAAUUGGCAGACCUAUUACAAAAAUCCUCAGCAAUACAAUUUAGUAAAUUUAAAGCAACUGAGAACUAACCACGAAGGAGAGACAAUAGUGCAUCUUUUAAAAAAUUUUAUUGAAGACAGACCUGACAAUAAAUAUUUUCCAGUUACAAACUUGUUCUACAGCUAACUUAUAUCUGUGCCAACAUUAUUACUAUUUUCUGAUUGCUUCUAGCAACAACGUUUAAAGCAAAUACUAGAAAAUGAAAAAAGCUGUAUGAACCAGUCCUCAGACAAAAGUGCAACAAUGAUAAAAUUGGAUAUGAUUCAGUGUAUUGAGUAGGGAACUAAAAAAAACAAAACCAAACAAAAAUCUUAUGUUUGCAUAGUUGCAUAGAUUAGCUAGUUAGUACUCACAUUUAAG
Calypte anna (Anna's hummingbird) is the source of this 1985-nucleotide messenger RNA. It is a transcript of the gene FAM162B, whose product is annotated as family with sequence similarity 162 member B. The transcript is spliced from 4 exons. NCBI's taxonomy places the organism in Eukaryota, Metazoa, Chordata, Aves, Apodiformes, Trochilidae. The record is from RefSeq and is a predicted model, not a curated record. The coding region runs from base 67 to 504 and encodes 145 amino acids.